CGGAAGCAGUCUAUAAAUGCUUAAUCUGCGUGUAACUUUACGCUCGUACCGGACAGCUGCCACACUCUGGACUCGGACUGAGCCGAACUGUCGUUCCUGUGAUGCCCCAGGGCGGGUUGAGCUGCUCGGGGUUGCGAUGCCUUAUGUGGACCGACAGAAUCGCAUCUGCGGCUUCCUGGACAUCGAGGAAAAUGAGAGCAGCGGAAGGUUCCUGCGCCGAUACUUCAUCCUGGACACCAAACAGGGAAACCUGCUGUGGUUCAUGGACAACCCACAGAAUCUGCCUAAAGGUGCAGAGAAGGUGGGAUCUCUCAAACUUACCUACAUCUCCAAGGUCAGUGAUGCAACCAAACUCAGACCGAAAGCCGAGUUCUGCUUUGUUAUAAAUGCAGGAAUGAGGAAGUUUUAUCUGCAGGCCAACGACCAGCAGGAUUUGGUGGAAUGGAUCAGUGUUCUCAACAAUGCUACCAAGAUUACUGUGCCAAAGCCAGACGAGGGCCAAACAACUGCAGAGACUACCCAAGACGUUCUUGGAGCCAUGAAGCAGGUCUCCUACAAGACUGAAAUUAUAGGAGGAGUCCCAAUCAUCACAGCUACCCAGGAGCAGGGGGAAGGGCAUACCGAGGGGGAGCGGGGAGGUUUGAAGAAAGGUCAGAAUCAGCUUCCCUACUUCCUAUCCAGAGGAGUGCAGGACCAGGCCAUCAAGGCCGGAUACUGUGUCAAACAGGGGGCUCUGAUGAAGAAUUGGAAGAGGAGAUACUUCAUGCUGGAAGAAAACGCUCUCAGCUACUACAAAUCUGACCUGGAGAGAGAGGCCCUGAGAGUCAUCCCUCUGAAGGAGAUUCACAAGGUGCAAGAGUGCAAACAGAGUGAUCUGAUGAUGAGGGACAACCUGUUUGAAAUGGUCACCAGUUCCAGAACCUUCUACAUGCAGGCUGACAGUCCAGAGGACAUGCACAGCUGGAUUAAGGCCAUCUCAGGGGCCAUCGUAGCUCAGCGAGGCCCCGGACGCUCCGCUAACACUGAACACAGUGGCAACUCCUCCCCAAUAUCAACAUCCUCCACCUUUUACUACCCCAUCAACACGGAUCUACCCUCCCCAGAACCCCCCACUGGCUCCUCACCAGCGGGCCCUCAGCUUCACUCUGGACCCCCACCACCAGGACAACUUCCUGGGUCUGCUGCCGUGGAGGCUGAGCGGCGGUCCGCCCUCUGCGCGCUCCCGCCUGUCGCUGCAGGAGACCGUGCACUCCUCCAAGUAGCAGAGGAGGAUCAGUCACCAUGGAAACGGCGCAGCGAAAUCGCCAGGCAGGAGAUUGUCGGCAGCGACGGUGACGAGGAGCUGAACGGUCGCACCAUGGAGAAACCUAACCUCCAGAUGACCCUGAUCUGAGGACGCUGAGGUCUCUAAAGGAAACACUCACUUCCUCCUGAGCUCCAUGAUUGGCUCCUACAAACCUUCCUAGGAUCUUUGGUAUGUGUGUGCACACGUGGAAUAGGACCUGCUGUUUUCUUUCCUUCACUAUCGUCUUCCCCGGAUAUUAUUUACACAUUGUGAUGCAAGGAAAUCAAAUUGUAGAUAUUGUUUAGUGACGUUUUUUCAAUGUUUUAGUAGCGCUCAUUAACCCCGCUCAUCGCACCAUGAUGGGCUGGUUUCAUGAAGCAUGUUAGAGACAAACCAAAGUUGUGCCGUCGUUUCGUGUCGUUGCAGCAGCAGCUUCUUCAAACUCUGGAGGUGUGACUCCACUGAGACCCUGACUAAUCCGGCUUCUCAGUUUCUUUUUCAAGACGAUCUCGCUUGAUGCUGUAAGCUCUUUCAUUCUAAAUUUCCCUUUUUCAAAUGUGUUAUUGUCUCUUCUCUCUCGCCUAAUGUAGAAAAGGUAUUCAUGUUGGUGUUAUGGCUCUUUAAAGCUCCAAAGUUUAAAUUCACAGAGGGUGCAUUUCUGCUUUUCAUUUUCAUGCCCAAAAAUGGUACCUUUGUUGACAGAUGAUGUCUUAGACUUUUCAAAAAAUAAGGAGAAACAAACUCAUUCAAACAAUGUGUUAUUUUUGAUAAUGGAUUUUUCACAAGCUAAUAGUCAAAUGUAUAGCAAAAUAUCUUCAUGUCAGUGUACUGGCUGCAGUCAGUGGAUUCACUUGUUGAGGUGAGGUAUUUCUGCACAUAGCUUCUGUGUGUAGUUCCACUUUGGAGAGUCUAACAUGUAAAUCCCUGCACUAUCCAAUUGUAAUGACCUCACUCAUUAAGUGUUAAAGUGCACCAUAUCAAAUAACAUAUAUCUCAAAGACAACAGAUGCCAGUUUAAAAGAUUAGAUUAUUUUAAGUCAUUGCCUUAUACUAGAAACAAUGUGGGAUUUAAAUCAGCAUUUCUGAAAAGAAAAACCGUUUUGCAUAAAGAAUUAGGAACUUAAACACUUUCCUUUAAUAUAUAGGAAAUCAUAGAUCACCAACUAUUUUCAUAAUCAAAAAGUGGUUUAGAGUGAUUUUUGGCCGGUUUAUAGACCAAAUGAUUAAUCAAUCAAUCAUCAGAUUUAAUCAUGAAAAUAAUCCUGGUUGCAACCCUAAAAUGUAUCAACGACUUAUGUGGCUUUAGUAAAAGAGUUUAAGAGCUGCUUUUAUUCACCAGCGUUACUCACCUCCUGCACUGUGUCACCGUUCCUUUGUAACUCCACCAGAUGUUGACGUAUUUGUGUUAAUAAUCAAAAUUGUUCAUCUGUUAAAUAUUUUUUCUGGACUUUUGGGAGUUGAGAGCCAAUGAUUUACAGACGUGUUCCUGUUUUGUCAUGUUGGGCUGGUUGUGGGUGUUUUUCAGUUUGUAUUGAUUUUAUUAUUCACAGUGAUGAGAUGCUUUCUAAAGGAUGUGUUGUUUACUGACUUUUAUGAACACGUGUGCACGGCUGCAUGCACACAACCCCCCCACUGCUGUGUUCCUGUUUGACAAAGAUGGGUGAAGUGCCUGCGUUGUUAUUUCUAAAGAGUUGAUAAAAGAUUUGAGCUGUUCCCUUUUUAUUGUGAUUCUAAGACCAUGUGCUCCGUUUAUUAAAAUACAUUUUAAAAAUUUGUUAUAA
Messenger RNA from Trematomus bernacchii (emerald rockcod), 3066 nucleotides. Its product is annotated as pleckstrin homology domain-containing family A member 1-like. Gene Ontology annotation, molecular function: PDZ domain binding. NCBI's taxonomy places the organism in Eukaryota, Metazoa, Chordata, Actinopteri, Perciformes, Nototheniidae. The transcript is spliced from 12 exons. Bases 17 to 1393 code for a protein of 458 amino acids. The record is from RefSeq and is a predicted model, not a curated record. Gene Ontology annotation, cellular component: membrane; cytoplasm.